AUGCCGACGUGCGACUCCGCCUCGGCCAUCAUCGGCAGCAGCGUGACCGGGAGCCACCUCCUCCACAUCGAGGGCUACUCGCGCGCCAAGGAGCUGCUGCUGCGCCCCGACGAGACCGCGCCCGCGGACUCCCAAUCUUUCACCGUCGGGGGCCGGACGUGGCUCCUCCGCUACGUCCCGAGCCCGUGUCCCCUGGACGUAAGGUACCCCGGCCACAUAGGCGUCGGGCUCAUCCUCGUCGACACCAUCCCUUCCCCCGUGUGCGCGCGAGCAAGGUUCGUUCUGCUCGACCAGGCCGGGAACGAGGAGCCGGCCUGCACCCAGAGUGUAGGCUGGCGUGACUUCUCGCUCCCCGCCGCCCCGGCUGUCGCCGUCGUCAUCGAGAAGGCGGCCAUGGAGGCGUCGCCGAACCUCGUCGGAGAAGAGGGGAUCUGCUUGGGCGUCCACUGA
Panicum virgatum (switchgrass) is the source of this 450-nucleotide messenger RNA. RefSeq lists its product as uncharacterized. The transcript is spliced from 2 exons. Bases 1 to 450 code for a protein of 149 amino acids. The record is from RefSeq and is a predicted model, not a curated record. Lineage: Eukaryota; Viridiplantae; Streptophyta; Magnoliopsida; Poales; Poaceae. Gene Ontology annotation, molecular function: protein binding.